AGAGUUCAGAGAGCUGUAGAGGUCGAGGAAGAGGUCUCACAGUAAUGGCGGCAUUUGAUCAUGUUCGGAACAUGUAUGACGUCGCUCUAAAGCCUAGACUUCUACGUUCACUUAUCAAAGAACACAUCCCCGAUGAGAAACAGCAGUUGCGUAAUCCAUUAGAGCUCUCACACGUUGUCUCUGCAAUCAAAACUCAUGAAUUGUUGUCUGAACGCGUUGUGCCAUCUGCUGAUAACAAAAAAUUGAUCGAGAAAUGGAAAUCUGCGGUUGAUUUGUGGGUCGACCGCUUGCUCAUGCUUGUAUGUAGCAACAUGCCAGAUAAAUGCUGGGCUGGAAUAUGUUUGUUAGGGAUGACUUGUGAAGAAUGCAGUUCCGAGCGGUUCCUUGCAUCUUACUCUGUUUGGUUUCAGAAGUUGCUUUCACAUCUUCAGCCUCCUGCAGAAUCUCACUUUGUGAAGGCUGCUUGUUGUGUCUCGAUAUCAGAUCUUCUUACAAGGUUGGGUGGGUUUCCGAAUAUGAAGAAAGAUGGAGCUUCACAUGCUGCAAAACUUCUUCAGCCAGUUUUAAAGCUGAUGCAUGAGGAUAGCUCAGAUGCUGAAGGUGCUGUUCCUUUGUUAUGCACCAUUUUGAAUUUCUUUCCAUCUUCUGUCCAGAAGAACUAUGAUUCAGCUGAAGCUGCUAUUGUUACAAAGCUUAUGUCUGGGAAAUGCAAUGCUAAUAUGUUGAAGAAACUUGCUCUUUGCUUAUCUUUACUCCCAAAAUCGAGAGGGGACGAAGAUAGCUGGUCGUUGAUGAUGCAGAAGAUCUUGCUAGCAAUAAAUCUCCUUUUGAAUGAUUCACUCCAAGGUUUGGAAGAAGAAACUACAACCAAUGAAGCCAUGCGGGCAUUGGUCCCUCCAGGAAAAGAACCCCCACCUCCUCUUGGAGGCCUAACAAUAUUAGACAUUUCUAACAAGGCAACGAGGCCAGAACGACUCUUUAUGCCUAGUAUAUCAGCACUGAUGCUCUGUUGUUCUACAAUGCUUAGAACUUCUUAUCCUGUUCAGAUCAAAGUUCCUGUUAGGUCAUUAUUAAUGCUUGCUGGAAGAGUGCUGAUGGUGGACGGUUCCUUGCCACACACCUUGUACCCCAUCAUGACUGCAAUGCAACAGGAAUGUAUUUGUACUGAACUCCCAGUUCAGCAUUCAUAUAGUUUGGAAAUCCUAUGUGGUAUUGUCAAGGAAGCACGCAGUCAACUGUUUCCACAUGCUGCACAUAUUGUUCGACUCGUAACGGAGUAUUUCAGGAGAUGUGCAUUACCGGAACUUAGGAUAAAAGUCUAUGCCCUCAUUAAGUUGAUGCUGAUGUCCAUGGGGGUUGGGAUAACAAUGUACCUAGCUGAAGAUGUUGUAAGUAACGCUUCUGUUGAUCUGGAUUCAGUCGGUCAUCAUGGUGGUGAAGCAUGUUCUAAUCCAGUCUUAAAAACAUCUGAGGCAGUGCCUCAGCCUAUGCAAAAGAAAAGGAAGCAUGAUAUGACAAUAACAUCUUUUGGAAAUCAACCUCAAACAUCUAGUUUACACAAAAACCAUACUCCAAUUUCUGUGAAGAUUGCUGCACUUGAGGCACUAGAAACACUUCUAACCGUGGGUGGUGCAUUGAGAUCUGAGAGAUGGAGGUCAAAUGUUGACGUGCUUCUCAUAACUGUAUCUACAGAUGCUUGUAAAGGUGGAUGGACAAAACAAGCAAAUAACGUUUACACCCUACACGACAGUAGCUCUAGUUGGGCUGAUUUCCAGCUUGCUUCUUUACGUGCACUUUUGGCGUCCCUUCUUUCCCCUGGUCGUAUUCGCCCUCCAUAUCUGGCCCAGGGUCUUGAGCUUUUCCAUAGAGGUAUGCAAGAAACAGGAACAAAAGUUGCAGAGUUCUGUGCACACGCCUUAUUGACGUUGGAAGUUCUGAUACAUCCAAGGGCCCUUCCGCUGAUAGAUAUUGCAUCUUCCAUCGACUACCCUGUUAAUGGGGUAAAAGACAGUUUUAUGGAUAACAACACAUAUUCUGGUGCUCAGAAACACCACCUAUAUUCAGGUGGCACAUCCAGAAAUGGACUCGAGUACCCUGAAUCGGAAGAGGAUGAUCUGUAUGAAAAAUGGGUAAAAGAUGUUGACGGAAGCAAUGCGCCUGAAAUUCAGCAAGAAAAGAACACGGUAGAGAAAACAUCAACACCAGCGGAACCGCUUGUCUCCUUCGAGGGCCCAUCUGGUUCCAAAGUUCCUGAAGAGAAAGGAAAGGGAAUUCUGGUUGAAGAAAUCAAUAAGCAGUCUGACAUUCCAAGUCAAACAGCCGAUCAUCAUGCAUCCGACAUGGAAACCGAGAUGACAGCAGCCAAGGACGCCUCCGGCGGUGAUCUGGAGACAGCGACAGGAAGAAGCUUUGUAACAGUAGUGGGUUCGGAGGGAGGUAAGGAGUUCAUGUUUGCAUUGGGUGUUGAUGACAAACUGAUGGAUGAGAUACCUGAUAUUGUUGAUGUGGAACCUGAUUCUGAUGAGGAUUAGAUUUUUGAAGUUUGCAAAUUUUGAUAGGAAUCCAGAGAGGAAACAUGUUAAUUUGAUGUUGGCAAAAUUUUUACAGGCUCUUCUUGUGCGCAUUUUCAAUUUACUGAUC
Cynara cardunculus var. scolymus (artichoke) is the source of this 2640-nucleotide messenger RNA. Its product is annotated as proline-, glutamic acid- and leucine-rich protein 1. Bases 45 to 2531 code for a protein of 828 amino acids. Gene Ontology annotation, biological process: rRNA processing. Gene Ontology annotation, cellular component: nucleus. The record is from RefSeq and is a predicted model, not a curated record. NCBI's taxonomy places the organism in Eukaryota, Viridiplantae, Streptophyta, Magnoliopsida, Asterales, Asteraceae. The transcript has 13 exons.